AUGUCAGGUUUCUGGGAUAAUAAUAAGGAUUCGAUUAAGUCCGGUUUAGUGUCUGCCGGGAAAUAUAGUUAUCAGGGGACUAAAUAUGUAGCCAAGACAGGUUAUUCAGCUGGUAAGAAACAUUAUAAUGAAAGUAAAGACAAGAGAGAAGGUAAAAAUGGUAAAAAAAAGAAAAAGAAGAGCAAGAAAAAUAAAAACGGAGAUGAUUCUGAAUCUGAAUACUCAGAUUCUGAUGAUUAUCAAAGACCAUCAAGAAGUUUAGAAAGUUUCCAAGAUCCUACAAAUUUUCCUCCUCCACCUUUAAAAGCUGGACAGACACAAUAUGCAAGUGGUGGUCAAAUUGUUACUGGUGAUGGAUCUUCUCCAGCAGUAUAUAUGCCAAAUCAACAAACUCCGCAGGGAUAUCAACAACAACCGGUACAGCUACAAGGAUAUCAACCACCAUCUCUACAACAACAGCAAGGAUAUCAGCAGCCUACUGAACGCCAAGCAAUGCCUCCACCUACAAUGCAGCAACAACAGGGAUACCAACAGCAGCAACCUAUGCAACCACAAGGAUACCAACAGCAGCAACCUAUGCAACCACAAGGAUAUCAACAGCAGCAACCUGUGCAACCACAAGGAUAUCAGCAACAACCUGUGCAACCACAAGGAUACCAACAACAGGCACCACUACAGCAACAGACCCCGCUUCCGCAACAAUUAUCUACUCCUCAAGCUAUGCCCCAGGUACAACAGUUGCCACCAAGACAACAACCUGCAUUACCAGUAACUGCUCGCCCCGGUGAUUAUUCAAGACAGGCAAUGUCUCUUCCAGCUACAGGAGCAACUACACCCCAACCUGGAUAUAUCGCACCAAGUGAAAAUAAUAGUUCAAUGAAUAGUAUCCCAAAACCAUCCACUAUACCAGCAACAAUAAACUCAGAUCAACAAAGUGAAGAAGACUCUGAGGAAUUUACACCAGGUCCACACUAUGAAGUUACACCCUUUGAUCAGGCUGCAUAUGAAGAGAAUAAAGAAAAAAAUAAACUUGAGAUUAAACAAUGCGAUGUUAGUUCUUUUGCUCCACCACCUUCUCAUAGAGAUAGAGGUGCAAAUAUGAGACCUAAAAGAACCUUGAAUAAUAACAGUUCAACUAGUUCUUUACCAUCUAGCAAUAAAAGCAUAUCACAAAUGAAAAAAACAGUUAAUACUACCAAUGUUGCUGGAAGUACGCAGAGCCUAGAUGAGAAUAGCCUAGAAGAAAGUGCCGACGAAGCAUCUAUGUCAAGUGUGGGGCCAUCAGAAACUAAAUCUGAAGAACCUCCAAAAGCUGCCGUAUUAGGUGCAUACCAAGAACCGACAACAAGUUUUGCUCCACCUCCAAAACCAAGAGGUGUCCCUGUACCCGCUAGAACCACACAACCAAGUCCAUCAACAUCUAUACCAAAUAUUUCCCGUAGUAAACCGGCUACCUUACCGGAAAGACCACCUUUACAACCAAGAUCUACAACCUCAUCCUUGAAUGCAUCUACAACACAGAUAAGUCAAACAACACCAUCUCAUAAUAAAAACGAACCAGAAGUGCCACAAGCUCCUAUAUUAGGUACAUACGUUGAAAAACCUGUGGGAUUUGCACCUCCGCCUAAACCAUUUAGACAUAUCGAAUCUGCAAAUAACAGUGUUCGAAACACUACUGGUCAGGUUAUAUCUUCGGGUUCCCCAACAGCAUCUAAUACGCCUCCACCACCACCCCGGGCACUCCCAACAAGUAAUAGUCCUCCUGUAACAAAAAGUGCACCUGAAACAAAUACUAAGCCUUCAAUAGCUCCUCCAACCAAUAAUGGUAUGAAGGAUCCUUCGACAUUUUUACCUCCUCCAAGACCUUUCAGGCACACAGAUCCAGCUCCUGAAAGGAGUCCAAGUAUUAGUGAUAGUGAAAGUCGCCCAUUAGUAUCUAAGAAGAAAGUACCACCGCCAGUCAAGCCAAAAAAGCCAAAUAUGCUAAGUACUAGUAAUAAUCUCAACAACGGAUCAACUUCAUCCUUAAACUCAACUGGGCACACUCUUGAGAAACGUUCUACAACCUCAAGUAUCGGUAAGAAGAAUCCACCACCAGUGGUUAAACCGAAACCCAAGAAUUUAUCUCGAAGCAAUACAACACCUAUGAAUGAGAUCACCAAUGAAUUAAACUCAAUUCAUUUGAGACACGCUCAUCCGGGUCCACCAGUACCAAGUAGUAGACACCAUGUGGAAAAUACUGGUUCAGCUUCAUAUGGAAAUAACGAUGAAUCAAAUCCUUUCGCAAUAUAUAAGAAGGAUGCUGUUCCAUUAGAUGAGGAUAGAAUCCAUAACAGAAGAUGA
Messenger RNA from Maudiozyma saulgeensis, 2343 nucleotides. The record is from the annotation of a GenBank genome assembly. NCBI's taxonomy places the organism in Eukaryota, Fungi, Ascomycota, Saccharomycetes, Saccharomycetales, Saccharomycetaceae.